Xyrichtys novacula (pearly razorfish) is the source of this 2365-nucleotide messenger RNA. NCBI's taxonomy places the organism in Eukaryota, Metazoa, Chordata, Actinopteri, Labriformes, Labridae. The record is from the annotation of a GenBank genome assembly.
GGCAGGCUUAUUGUCAUACAGCAGUUUGGCUCAAGUGCUUCGCUGGGCUAUGGCCAGUUUUAAACCGUGUUACAGGACGAUAAAUCACUUUGUUUGAAAUUAAAUGUAUGCAUGUUUGGCAGAAAAGUCCAUUUCAGAUGGUAAUACCCCUCAACAACAUUUUUUCUUUCUUGUGGGUUGAGUUCUCUGUACUGGACGUGAACAUAUAUCCUGUCUGCUUUAAAACUACAGUGGUCAUGAAAAGACACAUAGGGCUUACUUUAAUGCAGAUGGAUAGUUGGGUUCAUUAGCGUUGGGACAGUAGUAGCCUGACCCUGGUUAUUGAGAGCUGAUGUAUGUAUGAUCAGUAUCAGGACAGCUGUGGCUAAGUCAUAUAAUAUGGAUGACGAUUUGUUGUGCUGAUAUUAAGUAUAACAGGACUACUUCAUGUGAAAUAUAUAUGCAAAACCUGAUAAUUGUUUCGCUAACCAACACCAACACAGUUUCACAGUUCCACAAAUUGACUGCCUGUUUCUGAAAAAUGUACAGAACUUUAACAUUUGUGAGAAUGUUGAUGUGUUUCUGCAGAUUAGAUGAUUCAAAUAAAUAAUGUAAUGUAAAAGUCAGUGGGCUGCUGCUCUGUGUGAUACUGAGGUACCUGUUCAUUGUUUCAUCUGAAGCAGAGUGAUCCCAAAGUCAAAAGUCUCAGUGUUGUUAUUCUGUUUAUCAAGAUACACAAUGAAUAUUUGACUCUUUUAAUUGUAGCCUGUCUCUUUUCCAAUCAUGUUUUCUCUCUCUUUGCUGUUCAGUUGCUGAAUGUUCAGAGGGACAGCAAUUCCUCACGAUGCUGUAUACUUUGGCAGGAGGAGGCACACUCUGCGGUGUGGCUGCCCUUGUGCUUCUCAUCGUCUCCACAGCAACAGACUUCUGGAUGCAGUAUCGAUACUCGGGUAGCUCAGCUAACCAGGGGCUUUGGAGGUUUUGUAUCAAUCACAAAUGCCACGCCCACACUAUCACAGUAGGUGAGUCCUUCAGUGGGGAACACUUCAACCAGAUUUUCUGGACUUUUUUUUGCUGGGGUACUAAAUUAGAUCAUUUUUCAUACAACAGAUAAUAUAUUAUGUAUACUUUUUAUCAGGUUUAUACCAAAAAAAAGUUAUGAGUGUGACUAAAAGGGUUCAGAGAGAAAAAAUUCAGUAAAACAAACCAAAUGCAAAAAAAAAGAGAGAAAGUUUCAUGAACAUUAAUUUGCCUCUAAAGCGAAAUAAAAAUACAUCUGACACAAUCUAUGUCUCUGCCCCGGCUCCUAAUGUCCAGCUUUCUGGGAUGCCACUCGAGCCUUCAUGCUGCUGGCUGUGCUGAGCUGCUUUGCAGGGGUGGUGCUUGGCCUGAGCGCGUUCACUAACGGCACCAAGAACAGGAGGGUCCGCACAGGGGGCAUAGCUCUUGUCCUGUCAGGUAAAAACCCAAAGAGUUUUGCACAAACUUCCCUCUGGUUUUGUUCAGAACAGUAAGCUCAUGUAAUUGGAAUAUUAUGUUAUAUUUGAGGCAGGGUUUAGUCCACAAAACUUGUCUUGGACUUUUUGUAAUUGGCUCACAGUAGUAGAUUAUACCCAGGGUUAAAAAGCAUGGAUAAAUCCAAUGGAUCUCUGUGGAUGGGUACAAUAUUCAGCACUUUAAAUAUAAGCUUAAAAACGUACAGGUUGAAUAUUAAACUUUGCACUUUAUACCAGAGACUCUACAAUUCUUAUUCCAGUGUGAGAUCAGAUGCAGAGAAUGCACACAAAUUCAGUGAAAACAUGCAUGUUUUGAAUAUCAACCAAAUCUGUUUUCAUGAUUACUUACAUACAUUUUUGUAAUCUCUCUUUCACUCUCAGGUUUUCUUGCCCUGCUGGCUUUGGCCAUUUACACCGGAGUGACUGUCACUUUCUUUGGCAAACGCUUCCUGGACUGGCGCUUCUCCUGGUCCUACAUCAUCGGCUGGGUGGCUAUCAUUUUGGCUUUUGCAGCAGGUAUUACAGUUUUCAUACAAUCUUUGAAAAUGUGUUGAAAUUAGUUAUGCAGAAACGGCAGCUUGUUUAAGAGCAUCUGAGGGUGGUCAGGUGAUUUUAUAGCCACUCAGGGGCAUCAAUAUCAACUUCUACACUGAUAAAAUGUUCUUUUUUUAUACUUUGACAAUAAUUCAUAUUUGCAUUUGUUGUACAGAUUUCUGUGGUUCCUGACUGUCUGAGAAAUAAACACUUUUUCCUCUGUGCGUUUUUUUUCAGGUGUGUUUCAGCUCUGUGCUUACCAGCGGACCACUGCAGAACCUACUCCUUCAAACAAUCCCGACAGCUGAACGUGAGCUCAGCUAUGAGCUCGCAGACUGUUGCUAUAUAUUCCACUG